Messenger RNA from Closterium sp. Naga37s-1, 564 nucleotides. The record is from the annotation of a GenBank genome assembly. NCBI's taxonomy places the organism in Eukaryota, Viridiplantae, Streptophyta, Zygnematophyceae, Desmidiales, Closteriaceae.
AUGCUGUUUUUCUUGGCUGAUGUGUUGAAGGAACUCAACGCACUGAACCUCAAGUUCCAGCGACGGCAGGUCGACGUGACACACGUGCUGCAGAUGGUGGACAACACUAGGCUCACCCUCCGCAACCGUUACCUGAGUGACGCGGACGACUUCGGAGAUGGGAGCAACGAGCUGAGCGCCUUCUUGUCGAAGCAUGCCUCGUCGGACAAAAGGGAGGUGAAGGUGACGGGCACCGACUCGACUGGCGCCCCGACUACUCAUGAGUACACCCUCCAUGAACAGAAAAUCAAGGGUCAGACACCUGGCCCGGGCCUGGACGACUGCAUCACACUGGCGAAGGGGUACGUGAAGGAGCUGUUGAAGCGACUGGAGACCCGGAUGAAGGAUCUGGGCUCUCUCGACGGCGCCAAGCUGUUCACGCAGGGGGCAUACCCGAAAUCUCACUCGAAGCGGCAGCGUCGGUUUUUGCAGUGGCUGGAGGCUCUCCGCAAUCUGUUUAAGCGGAAACCGUCCGACCCUGACACCCUGCCUGGUACGUCUUCGAUUUCGGUUGUGCUUGAUUGA